AUGAUCCCAGGUCUGGCCCCCGUAGUCUCACCCAACUCCCCGGUCUCAGUCGGGCGUGGACGGGGCAGCCCAAGGGUUAACAGUGCAGGGGGCAGCACUGGGCAGCCCAAUCAUACGCAGAGAGGAUGGGGUCCCACCGCAUCAGCUGGUGGUGGUCGUGCAGGGGCACACCCUGGAGGGUCCAACAUGGGUGGUAGAUCCCAACCCAAUGCCAGCGGGGGUGGUAUGAAUGGUGUGGCAUGGGGCGCAGCACCUCUGCCAUUAAAUGGCAGUCAGGGUCGCGCACCAUCGGCUGGCCGAUCAUCUGGUUCUCGCGGACCCGAUGCAGCAGCAUCAACUGGUUCACAGAGGCCGGUUGCUGUGCCAAGGCCUGGAAUCGGUGCCGCGCAGCCCAGGCCGCGUGCUGUCGCGUCACCCGCUGAAAAGGUUGCACAGAAUACAUAUGCAACAAUGGCUGAUCUGCAAGCACUACGGGAUGAGCUGCUUGCAGGGCGGCUUUGCAGGCAGUGUGGUGGAUGUGACCAGCAUGGUCCAAACGGGGUGGAUGGCGGAACUCAGAAUGGUGGUUCAAAGCCGGUGUUGGAGCCGGUGCGUGUAAAUUCACCGGAGGAAAUUGCCCGCGACUUUAUCAAUGCGGAAAGCGAGGGCUGGCAGAAAUUUUGCAGCAAGCUGGCGACGUGCUUCUUUUGGACAAACCGCGCAAACGACAUCCAACUUUACCCCAACGACACCGAAACCCUGCUUGGAUUUAAAAAAAUGAUGUCACCUUCAGCUGUUCCACACCUUGAGCUUUUGUGGACUUACCGAUGCAAGCAAACCCUGAGAACGGUCGCCGUCACUAACACGAACACUCGGUGCCUCAUUGCCAAAAGGCUUCGCAAGAAGGUGCUACCAGCACUGGGCAUCAAGAGAAAAAACGACCAGGAGGGUGUCGAGGACCCCAAGGAGUUCUUUGACGACGCCGAGCUGUUGAACAGCUACGGGGACGAAGAAUGGGGACCGGACUGGCACGUAGACGACGAAAGAAAGUGGCCUUUUUCGAGCGUAAUUUUCAGUGAGGGAAUUUUCGCUGCAUUCGUGAGAUCAGGCAUGUCACUGGGGGUAUGGAAGACCCGCCAGAUUGCCUUUGCAUUGUUCACU
This is a messenger RNA of Closterium sp. Naga37s-1, 1140 nucleotides long. The record is from the annotation of a GenBank genome assembly. NCBI's taxonomy places the organism in Eukaryota, Viridiplantae, Streptophyta, Zygnematophyceae, Desmidiales, Closteriaceae.